Messenger RNA from Babesia microti strain RI, 489 nucleotides. RefSeq lists its product as hypothetical. The record is from RefSeq and is a predicted model, not a curated record. The transcript has 5 exons. NCBI's taxonomy places the organism in Eukaryota, Apicomplexa, Aconoidasida, Piroplasmida, Babesiidae. The coding region runs from base 1 to 489 and encodes 162 amino acids.
AUGCUUAAUAAUGUUUACAAGGCAAGCCUAACUAUACCGCUAAGCUUUUCAGUAUAUUUCUAUUGGCAGAGUGUCAAAUUCUACCUGUCAAGGAGUGAACGGAUCCUCUCUGCAUGGAAUUUCAUAGUGGGAGUCACUUUACUCAUCAUUACAUCUACUUACUCAAUUAUUUGUGGUCUGGGAGUUACCCUUGCUAAUUUCUGUGAUAAUAUAAGGGGGAAACCGUUCAAUGCACUAUCUCAACUGGAUCCUUACCCCGUAAUACUUAUAAACGUGCCAAUAGCAACAUUGACACUAUCAAUUUGGUCUUUGUAUGGAAUCUACAUAAUACUGGGUGAUGUAAAUACGGUGAACUAUGUACUGAUCAAAUCAUUCACCAUCAACUCAGCAUUGACACAAUUACUAUCUAUCACAAACUGCGGUAUAUUUGUAUAUUAUAUGGCUAGAAAAAGCGUUAGUACUAGCACUGCGCAACAAAAAACAAAUUAA